CACUGCUUAAACGGUAAACUUCUAGACAAAGUGCAUGGAAAUUGGCAACUGCGAAGUUUAUUUCUGCGAAAGGCUUUUGUGUUCUGAUAAUUACGAGAAACUGCCGCCAUGCGAGUCCUGGGCACUUCCAAAUCCUGCAAUACGGUCAACCGACUGAGCGUGACCCUGAAGACGCAGGCGAAUCCGCAGUCCCAGCUGAACGAUCUGCGCAAGAAUCUGAAUGACAAAACCCGAUUUCGCGAGUAUGUACAAAAGAUGCUCGGUGAUGAGGAGCGAAUGGGCUCCGUGCUGGACACGAUCUCCUCCACCGAAGAGGAGCACCGCCUGGCCACCGUCACCGGCUGGUCCACGGUGAACAUAGCCAACUGCGCCGGCGUCUCCAAUUCGUCCAUUUAUUUGGCCCUCAAAUGGGUACUGAUGCCCGUCAAGGUGGAGAUAUUUAACUUCAAGCGCAGCGGACCGGAGGACCAGAUGGCACGUGGUCAGUUCCUGGUGGACAACCUGCUGAGCGCCAAUCGUUUGAAGCGCCUGCAAGAGGAAGUGGCCGUUCUCUACACGCGCCAGAAGAUCGAGGUGCAGGUAACACCGGGUCUGCCCAAAUCCGUGAUUAACGCCCAGAUAACUGAGGAAUUCACCACUGCCAUGGAGGCGGCUAUAAAAUUGCGCUAUGAACCGGCCACUCGUACCCUAGAUCUCUCCCGUUUCCACGCCAGCCCUGAGCUGCGCCUUCAUUUCUGUCCGCUGCAUGUGGUCAAGUUGCUGGAGAGCGUGCUCGUCCUAGCAGGACACGUGUUCCCCCAACUGACCGGCAUUGUACUGAGCAACAACUAUUUGUGCACUCUGAAGGCCUUUGCCGGCAUUGCCCAUAACUUUGCCAGCCUGGAGCGCUUGGAUAUAAGCGCAAAUAGGAUCAAGGAUUUGGGCGAGCUCAAUUACCUGAAGAGACUGCAUUUCAAGACCAUGUACCUGUCAGGAAACGGUCUGGCUAAGCUAAAGACGGACGACAUUCGACAGAUGCUGCCCCAAUUGAAAAACGUUCAUGGUUGCGUCCAGCCUGAGGAAAAUGUAAAUGUGGCUGAAACUCUACCCAAGUUUCAACAAUUCCAGAGUGGUGGAAGUAAUGGCUUGAAGUUCUGCAAUAACUUCAUUAGUUUGUACUACAAUAUGUUUGACGAACCAGCACAUCGCUCACAGCUUAAGGAGUACUACCACGACGAAGCCAUGUUCUCGCUAAGUGCUCCCGUACAGCUGGAUCUUUUGUGCGCCUAUCAAAUGUACAACAGAAACCAGAAGCGCCACUGCUCAACCUUUGCCCGCAAUGCCAGGCUACAAAUGGGCAGCCCGGCUGUGCUUCUCGCGUUAAGCCGCUUGCCUUCAAUGAUGACAAGCCGCGACAAUGCCGGGCUGGACAUCCAGGUGUUUACUCCAACUUUGCGCAUCUUUACUGUGACAGGAUACUUUAAGGAGAUCACCUCCGAUGGCUGGGAACCAAGGCCCUUCCAACGCACCUUUGUGCUACGCCUUCUCAAUAGUCCUGGCUGGCUAAUAACUAACGACAUGCUGUGCAUAAUUUCGGCUAAGACGGAGCAAAAAAAACCAGUCGAAUUUCAACCGGAAGUAGCUAAGUUAAAUAGCGUUCCAUCGAUUAAAAAAACAAUCAACCCUGCAGUCGGAUUUGUUAAAGGGCUAAGCAUCAAGACAAAGGCUCAAAAGAAUGCUUUUAGUCCCCCCUCGAAUGCGGUGGAUCCUUUAAACCAAGCGGUGGAGAAUAUGACACUGUCGAAUUCCAAGAUGGACUUAGUUUCCAGUAACUUUGAUGAUAUGCCUCCACUGGUUGCCAUCACUCCAUUAAGGGCCGCGCCAGUCGAUUCUUUGGAACAGGAAAUCGAGAACACUUUGAUUUCAGAUGAGGAUAUCUUUGAACUCGUCAUCGACGAGGAUGUCCUAAUAGGAGAUGGUUUUUAACAACUACAUGAGAUAAAACACAAAUAAAUAGCAAUAAGAAAGCUAAAAACGUUUGAUUAGGUUAAGACAUCAUCAUGUUCAUUAGUAUAUAGUUCACCGAGUGCGAAACUCAAGAAUCUAAUUUAUUUUAAACUCUUAUUUUUUACGAAAGC
Molecule: messenger RNA, 2117 nt
Organism: Drosophila suzukii
Lineage: Eukaryota; Metazoa; Arthropoda; Insecta; Diptera; Drosophilidae
Gene: Nxf3
Product: Nuclear export factor 3
Biological process (GO): poly(A)+ mRNA export from nucleus
Cellular component (GO): nucleus
Molecular function (GO): RNA binding; protein binding
Source: RefSeq, a predicted model, not a curated record